CCAGUGCACACUAGGCGGCCCCCUGCCUCGCGCCUCCGGGAUCUCCGCCCGUGCGGUCCUGGUGCCUUUCUGUGGGGCCAGUCAUUUCCCCGAACGCAGAAAGUAAAGAUUUUGCAGAUAGACCGGCGGGGCUGCGCCCCUGCCCUGGCGCCGGCUGGCAAACCGGCGGAGCAUUCUCUGUGCUGGUGGCGGGGGCGUUCGGAAAGGAGGCGGCCCGGGACCGCCAGGCGCAGUUGGCAUCACGCUUUCGCGCCCGCGUGCGUCCUGUCAGCGGCUUCGGAAAGUCCCAGGGGAAGCCCGCGUGGGCAGAGACGCUUGCUUUGAGUAGGCUGCAUCUGUUUCUGUUUUAAGGCUGAGUGAUGCUCAUUGUGGAGCGCCGAGGCGCCUCCGACGUCGGCUGGCUUGCUCCUCUUCCUCCCUUUCAGCCUCCCUCCGCUCCUUCCUGUCUUAUAUAAACUAAAGGUGCCAUUGAAGAGCCCCAGCCAUGGAAGACAAACCCUUGGUGACAUCGAAACAGAGGACUGAAGUGGUGCGUGGGGUCCCCACCCAGGUGGUCUGCACAGCCUUCAGCAGUCACAUCCUGGUGGUGGUGACCCAGUUCGGGAAGAUGGGUACCCUGGUCUCCCUGGAGCCCAGCAACGUGGCUAGUGACGUCAGCAAGCCUGUGCUCACGACGAAAGUUCUUCUCGGGCAGGACGAGCCUCUCAUCCACGUCUUCGCAAAGCACCUGGUGACAUUCGUGUCUCAGGAAGCAGGGAACAAAGCAGUCCUCCUCGCCGUGGCCAUGAAGGACCGGAGCCUGGAGGGGCUGACGGCCGUGCGGGAGGUGAUUCAGACGUGCCAGGUGUGGUGACCCUGUGGCUGGACAGAGCUCAGUGGGAACUUGGACGUGCUGUCCACUCGAAGACCCAUCUUCAGCAGUCGGAAGGAUGGGCUGCCCUGGCUGCAGCCCUGGCUGCUUCUCUGGAAGCCAGAGAUGUUCCAGUCCCCAGCAGACUUGAUUUGGCCUCCAGCACUGUCCAUGGAGGGCAUGUUGGGAGAGUCUUGAAUAGCUCUCAUUGGGCCAGUUACAUUUGAGAAUUAAAAGGGUGAGUCAGGGCCCUCAGUGUGCAGUAUGAGCUACUGAAGGAAAUUGGUUUUGUAUUAAAGAUGAGUGUUCAACCCAA
Molecule: messenger RNA, 1166 nt
Organism: Artibeus jamaicensis (Jamaican fruit-eating bat)
Lineage: Eukaryota; Metazoa; Chordata; Mammalia; Chiroptera; Phyllostomidae
Gene: PSMG3
Product: proteasome assembly chaperone 3
Exons: 2
Coding region: 485-853 (122 amino acids)
Biological process (GO): proteasome assembly
Source: RefSeq, a predicted model, not a curated record